Rotaria sp. Silwood1 is the source of this 673-nucleotide messenger RNA. NCBI's taxonomy places the organism in Eukaryota, Metazoa, Rotifera, Eurotatoria, Philodinida, Philodinidae. The record is from the annotation of a GenBank genome assembly.
AUGGAAAUUGAUUCAUUUCACGAAGGUAUUGAUUUCUAUUCAACAAUAACUCGUGCUCGUUUUGAAGAAAUUAAUGAUCAUUUAUUUCGUUCCACACUUGAACCUGUUGAAAAGGCUUUACAUGAUGCUAAAAUGGACAAAUCAAAUAUACAUGAAAUUGUGUUAAUUGGUGGUUCAACACGCAUUCCAAAAGUACAAAAACUUCUACAAGAUUUCUUUAAUGGUAAAGAAUUAAAUAAAUCAAUUAAUCCAGAUGAAGCUGUUGCUUAUGGUGCUGCUGUACAAGCAGCUAUAUUAACAGGUGAUAACUCUGAAGAUGUUAAAGACAUAAUUUUACUUGAUGUUGCACCACUAUCAUUGGGUAUUGAAACUGCUGGUGGUAUAAUGACAGUAGUAAUUAAACGUAAUACAACAAUUCCAACAAAACAGACACAAACAUUUACAAUUUCUUCAUAUGAUCAAUCUGGUGGUACUGUGGCAGAAUUAGUUAUCUUCGAUAGAGAAAAUUCAACUAAACAAACAGAAACCAUGACAACUUCUUCAAAUACACAAUUUAGUGCUGAUGUUAAAGUAUUUGAAGGUGAACAUUCAUUGACAAGAGAUAAUCAUUUACUUGGUUAUUUCAUACUUUCUGGUAUUUCAUUAACAUCUGAUAGUGUACCACAAAUUGAAG